Molecule: messenger RNA, 1173 nt
Organism: Pangasianodon hypophthalmus (striped catfish)
Lineage: Eukaryota; Metazoa; Chordata; Actinopteri; Siluriformes; Pangasiidae
Product: N-acetyllactosaminide beta-1,3-N-acetylglucosaminyltransferase 3
Exons: 3
Coding region: 1-654 (217 amino acids)
Cellular component (GO): membrane
Molecular function (GO): hexosyltransferase activity
Source: RefSeq, a predicted model, not a curated record
AUGGCUGAUAUCUUUCUCUUCUUCACCUCUUUCGUUGACCUGCUGAGUGUUUUCAGACCGUAUUACAGUGGGAUCCAGGAGAAGGAGGUGGAAGCUGGAGACGGCUGUUCUGCUCACCACGGCCAUUCUCAAACAAAUGUGAGCGAAAUUCGUCUGCAUCCAACAUUAAAGGCUUUUCCACAAGGGUUAUAUGAUAACGAUGGAAGCAAACAUCUAUUUAUCGGCCACUUCAUUGAAAACAUGGAUCCAGUCCGGGAGCAGGAUAGUAAAUACUACGUCCCGGUCCAAGUCUAUGAAUCAGACAAGUAUCCUCCCUACUGCAGCGGAGGCGGCUUCCUGUUGUCACGUUUCACUUCCAGAACCAUCUACAACAUGUCUCAUUCCAUCACCCUGGUCCCCAUCGAUGAUGUUUACAUGGGAAUGUGUCUGGAAAAGGCUGGACUUAAACCCUCGUCUCAUAUGGGAGUGAAGCCACUGGGUCUGAACAUUCCCUCAGUAAAGCUGGACCCCUACAAUCCAUGCUACUACCGUGAGGUUCUCCUGGUCCACAGGUUCCUCCCACACCAGAUUUUUAUUAUGUGGAAUGAAAUCCAUCGACAAGAUUUGGUUUGUGGAAAGAAAGCCCUUAGUGAGCAGAAUGACACAAACAUGUGACACAAAAAUGAAACAAAACAAUAAAUACCAAAACAGAGGCUGAUGACACGUGCUGGUUAUGAACAUCAUUAUAGAGCAGUUACUGAGUAAAAAAUAUUACUCACUGUCAAAUUUAACACAACUGCACUCUAGUGAUGUUCAUAAACAGGGUGAUUGGUAUAAUUCCGUAUUUAAUUUAAUCAUCUCAAUAAUUUAUUAUUAUUAAUAAUAUGGUGAGGCUGACUGACGGUAGAUCGUGCUUUAAGGAAUAACACACUAUAGACAGUGCAGUUAGAGGAAAAUGGAUUAUUUCCCCAUAACAGCACGUGUUUUAUUACUCUUAUACCACAACCAGAUUGUCAUUUAUUAAAGAACGACAUGUCGUACAUUUUAUCUAUUUAUAGUCACAUCACAAACUGUGGAACAUCAGCUAAGCGAGUUAGUUCCUGUUGUACUGCAGUUGUUCCCUCACCUGCCUCUCUUUUUUCUCUCUCUGGAACUUAAGUCCUUUCAGCUCAUGUACACUUUGUACAUGUAACA